This is a messenger RNA of Conger conger (European conger), 3654 nucleotides long. RefSeq names its product protein ELFN1-like. The transcript has a single exon. Bases 312 to 2711 code for a protein of 799 amino acids. The record is from RefSeq and is a predicted model, not a curated record. Gene Ontology annotation, cellular component: plasma membrane. Gene Ontology annotation, molecular function: protein binding. Lineage: Eukaryota; Metazoa; Chordata; Actinopteri; Anguilliformes; Congridae.
AGUCAAUCUGGAGUGGUGAUAUACUGAGUCCCUGAGACCAAUCAGCAACUCAUGCCAGUCAACAGUCACAUGUGCAAAUAAGUCUAAAUGCACAGGCUGUGUUCCGUUGCCUUGUAUAACACUGUCUGGUAGAGGCAGUACAAAAUCAUACAACUACUGUCCUAUUCACUCCAUUGGUGGUGAAGUAUGGACUUUUUUGCCUAAAUUGGAAAACGUUCAAAGAAGCCUAUGAGAUUCCUCAUUUGUGUCUCAUACAAAACUUAUCCUGUCUUGUUAAUGUUAUCGCCACUGGGUAACUAUCUGUAAAAAUCAUGAAUUCACAAGAACUACAGAUAGCUUCCCAUGGACACCUUGUGAUGAGUGCCUUUUUUUGGUGGGUGGCAUUCCUCUCUUUGACGCAGACAGGUGGGGUGAGAGGGGACUGUUGGCUCAUUGAAGGGGAAAAGGGUUUUGUUUGGCUGGCAAUUUGCAGUCAAAACCAGCCACCUUACGAGGCUAUCCCCCAACACAUUAACAGCACCAUUGUGGACCUGCGUCUAAAUGAGAACAAGAUAAAAAGCAUCCAUUACUCUGCCCUUAGCCGCUUUGGCAACCUGACUUAUCUGAACCUGACCAAGAAUGAGAUCAACUACAUAGAGGAUGGGGCCUUUUCUGCCCAGUUUAACCUUCAGAUCCUUCAAAUGGGCUUCAACAAGUUGCGAAACCUGACAGAGGGCAUCCUCAGGGGUUUAGGCAAACUUCAGUACCUCUACCUCCAGGCAAACCUGAUUGAGACAGUGACACCCAAUGCCUUUUGGGAAUGCCCCAACAUUGAAAACAUAGACCUCUCUAUGAAUCGCAUCCAGCAGUUAGACGGGGCAAUUUUCACUGGUUUGAAUAAGCUGACCACUUGUGAGUUAUAUACCAACCCUUUCAACUGUUCCUGCGAGCUUUUGGGAUUCCUCAAGUGGCUUGCGAUUUUCCCCAAUAGAACAACUACUGAGCGUAUGGUAUGCGACUCCCCUCCUAGCUACUCUGGAUACAGCCUUCUCAGCCAGAACCCAAGCAUGCCCACGUAUCGCAAUGCCCUGCACAUGCUGUCCACUUUGUGCACAGAGGACUACGUGACCUCGUACAUCCCUGGAAUUCCCGACACCACCACGCUCCCACCAGACUCGACCCCCUGUGGAGUUGAGGACUGCCCCUCAGGAACAGGGCCUUAUGACAUCAUCAACAUCAGCCCACCCUACAUUGACCUCGAUGUGAAGCCUAUUAUGAGACUGAAGCAGGUGACACACACCAGUGCACUCAUAAUGGUUCAUAUCCCUAAUCCUUUCAAGAAGAUGUACAUCCUGGUUCUCUACAACAACAGCUUCUUCACCACCAUACAAACUCUCAAGAAGGAAAAGGAAGAGAUAGAACUGAAAAAUCUGAAAGCGCACACAGAGUAUACCUACUGCGUUGCCUCUAUACGCAAUUCUCUGCAGUACAACCACACCUGUCUGACCAUCUCAACAGGCCCAAAAAAUGGAAAGGAGACAGUGGAAAACAACUCCACAGCCACUCACUACAUCAUGACCAUCCUGGGGUGUCUUUUUGGCAUGGUAAUAGUUUUAGGGGUAGUCUACUACUGCUUACGGAAAAAACGGCAACAAGAUGAAAAACAUAAAAAAGCAGGCAACAUCAAGAAAAAUAUCAUUGAACUCAAGUAUGGACCAGAAAUAGAAGGAGGAACUAUCUCACAGUUGACACAAAAGCAGAUGAUGGGUGGAGAGAACAUGCCCCGGAUGCCCUACUUACCUUCCAGUGGCGAAAUGGAACAAUACAAACUCCAGGAUAUCAGUGAAACCCCUAAAACAGCCAAAGGGAAUUACAUUGAGGUCCGCACCGGGGAGCAACCCGAUCGCAGGGAAUGCGAUAUGUCCAUACCUGGUAACAACCAAGGUUCAGUGGCUGAAAUCUCAACUAUUGCCAAGGAGGUAGACAAAGUGAAUCAGAUCAUCAACAACUGCAUUGACGCCCUGAAAUCGGAGUCCACCUCCUUCCAAGGUGUGAAAUCUGGAGCGGUGUCCACGGCAGAACCCCAGCUUGUGCUGAUAUCAGAGCAGCCACAGAGCAAGUCCGGUUUCCUGUCCCCGGUCUACAAAGAAAGCUACCACCACCCUUUACAGAGGCACCACAGUAUGGAAGCCACGCCCAAGCGCUCCAGCACCUCCUCCAGUGGUUCCGUACGGAGUCCCAGGUCCUUCCGCUCGGAAGGAGCCUACAAGUCUGAGGCCAAGUACAUCGAGAAAACGUCACCGACGGCUGACACCAUCCUGACCGUCACGCCGACGGCUGCCAUUUUACGCGCAGAGGCGGAGAAAAUCCGGCAGUACAGCGAGCAUCGGCACUCCUACCCCGGCUCCCAUCAAGUCGAGCAGAUGGAGGGUCCCGGAAGCCGGAAACCCUCCAUUUUGGAGCCUCUCACGCGGCCUCGUCCCAGAGAUCUCACCUACUCCCAGCUUUCACCCCAGUAUCACAACCUCAGCUAUUCUUCCAGUCCCGAGUACUCCUGCAAACCAGCCCACAGCAUCUGGGAGCGUUUCAAGCUCCACCGCAAACGACACAAAGAGGAGGAAUACAUGGCAGCGGGACAUGCGCUUCGUAAAAAAGUGCAAUUUGCCAAGGAUGAGGACUUGCAUGACAUUCUAGACUAUUGGAAAGGUGUAUCGGCUCAACAGAAAUCUUGAUUUUACCCAGACUACUGCUUCUAAGUAUGGACCAAAAUGAUACAGUUCAAAACAUUUAAAACUACAAGAAAGGAAUAGAUUUACAAGGAGAAAUAUUUAGAUCAUUGUGAAACUCCUCCGCAGCUAUUUUUAUUCAGACUAUAUUUCUGGACAAAAUGGAGAAAGAACCGUGAACAAUGAACCAAAUGAAAGAGAAUGAUUUCAACUGAGAAAAGUCAGCUGUAUUAAAUUGUCCUCAUUUUUUUCUAGAAAAAAGCAAAAAGCAAAAAAAGUAUUGGAAUAUAAUUAUUUGGGUAUUGCAUGGCCGUGUCCUGUGACUGUGGAUUAACUGUCUGUGUACUUUGAGCGAAAAACCGACAAAAACAUGUCCGCUGAACACUGUAUACAAGACUUUGUAUAUGGUUUCCCUUGCCAGAGAACUGCACUCCCAUGCACACAUUUUCUCACUCUGCAUUGUAAAGUAACUAUUUAUCAAUGCAUUCUACAGUACAUAGAAAAAGAACUAUGUAUAUAUAAAAAUUCUAUAUUUGCAAUGUUUGCUGUAUAAAAAGAAACAAUUACCUGUUUGUAUCAGGUUUUAACCAUGAAUUUUAGAGACAGCUUCAUUAUUUUUUUCAGUCUCAAAUGAAUGUCUCCUGUCCUGAUGGAUAAACUCUGCACUGUUUGUUGAAAUGGUACACUCUUCUGAACAUGCCCUCUCCUUCCUUUUUUUUCUAUUGCGUAUAUUUUGCAGAAGUCACAAAUCAAACUGCACAAUAUUAACAGCUGAGAUUCAUCGUUCCUCAAAUAAUUAUAUUCAACCAAAGUGCUGUGGUAGCAAGUCAUUACAUGCUCUGCUGAUGUUUCAGCCACUAAAUUGAUCUACAGACCUGAGAAUGAAUGUAUUCUUUACGUAAUAAAAGUGUAUGGCAGCCCCAAUGCGGCAGCUUUUGUUAUUCGCAAA